Messenger RNA from Punica granatum (pomegranate), 351 nucleotides. NCBI's taxonomy places the organism in Eukaryota, Viridiplantae, Streptophyta, Magnoliopsida, Myrtales, Lythraceae. The record is from RefSeq and is a predicted model, not a curated record.
AUGUUUGGUGCUGAGGUCGGGAUUGUUGUCUCCUCCCCGACUGGAAAGGCCUUCUCAUUUUGGCACCUCUCUGUCCUGGCCAUCACUAAUAAGUUCCUAAAUAGGAACAUUUCUCUAGCCAUAUACAUGACAGGCUGCAACCCUUGCUUGAUUGCCAAUGAAAGAGUGAGGAUGGACCGAAAUAACGGCUUCAUCAAUCGACUCCUUACCCCGCUGGAUGCCGAGAAGGAGAGAGAAAAGGCUUUGUCGAGUAUAACCCGUGCCACGAUCAAAGGGCAUUCCUCAAAUAUGGAGCUCGUGCAGUUGGAGCUCGUAAAGGGGGUUGCUCCGACCAACCUAGCUUCUAAUUAG